AUGGCUCAUCGUUCUUCUCGGAUGCGAACGGCUAAUCCUUCUCCACAGAAAAACUCGAAGGCAUGUGCACAGGUGGUAGCGCUAAUUGUUGUCGCUAUGCUUUUCAACUCGUGGAUCCUAUACGUGGCUUCGAUCCAAGAGGGAAUAUGUGACAUUGACCCGAAGUUCGAUAGGAUAUAUCACAUUAUGACUGUCUUAGAGAUAACGUACGACAGAGAAAGAUACAAAGAUAAUCUAACCAUAACAUCUGACAAUUUAGUCUGA
Molecule: messenger RNA, 264 nt
Organism: Cylicostephanus goldi
Lineage: Eukaryota; Metazoa; Nematoda; Chromadorea; Rhabditida; Strongylidae
Source: the annotation of a GenBank genome assembly